AUGCAAAGAGUGGGUAGCCUGGAGCACAACAAGCGCGGGCUAGUGCAGAAUCCGGUCUGGGACGGUCACGAUCUUUUCAAGGGAAGAAUUGCCAUCUAUCGGAACACCCAGGUCGUUUUCACAUUUGUCGAUGUCGAGAUACCUAAAGACCUCCGUGGAAAAGUCUCCAAUAAAACGCACCUCGGUCUAUCGAUGUUCGACAAUGCCAUCUCUACCUUUGGCGGGAAGGUACCCACAGCGGAGUCUUCGUCUGCUAUAGACGUUCUACUUGACUUUAAACCAGAUCUGUAUACUUAUACCUGGAAUUUCCGCUGGAAUACAACCAUGUAUGCCAACUGGAAUGGUGCGACUGAUGUUGAGCCAUGGAGAAUUUACGGUAGUCCGUCAGAGUACGGUCUCUUUGAGGAAACAGCCUUUGCGGGCAAGGAUUGUUUCGAGACCAGAGCCAUGGCUCCGUUCUUCGCCGAUCAUGCUUAA
Letharia lupina is the source of this 477-nucleotide messenger RNA. RefSeq lists its product as uncharacterized. The record is from RefSeq and is a predicted model, not a curated record. NCBI's taxonomy places the organism in Eukaryota, Fungi, Ascomycota, Lecanoromycetes, Lecanorales, Parmeliaceae. Bases 1 to 477 code for a protein of 158 amino acids. The transcript has 2 exons.